AUCGAAAUUACGGGCUUCUUUAUUUUUUCCAAUACCCCCUUUUGUCAAGUCGAGACCGCGCUGUCUCCGUCAAGCCCGUAUCCUGCUUGUACCAUAUCUUGAUUCAUAUCCUCGUUUUGGUUGGUUUUUGUUGCCGCAAUUAGACACCAACUUCUCCGCCCUUCAAUUCCUAGUGAAAUAGUGUGCACCUCCCCUUUAUGCAUGGAAAGAGCUUUUGGUACGCCAGUGCUGCCCAGCAGCGGCCCAACGACUUCAUUCCCGGUAGUUCCAAAUGGACAGCAAACACAUUGAAAGAGCUCCAUUCUCUUGUCCAACAGAGCGAGAAGGUACUUGCGCAUUCGGUCAAUAUGGAGUUGGCCUGGUUGAACGAACAAAUCUUUGAGGCAAUUCAAGAGGAGUCUCAUAAUAAAUCCCCUACCCCCCUUGUCCUACUCACAUCGCCGAAAAAGUUCCAGCGAGAGGAUUCGCCAAUACGGGACUACCGGAAAAACAUAUUGGCUAUUUCGCCGGUGAAGAUACCCCUGCUCGUGGACAAGAAACCCCCCCAUCCAGACUCCGACUUGAAAAGCUCGUUAUAUACAGAGAGGGACUUGAAAGAGGCCCUUUUCCGGGAAGACCCGGGGAGCUCGCCCCUGGUUGCUGUAUUAGUGCCCCAAGAACCUGAUUUGAACCACAAAAGCUCCCUUUAUAAAGACACAGACGUCGAUACACACUCCGACGAAGACCUUUCCUUUAACGCCAUCAGCAGGGCAAUUCGCAAGAGUAUCGCCCGGAAGUCGAUCGUUGCACACCCCAGUGUACAUGAAUUGUCGGAGAGGGGAGACACCAACACAUCGGAGGUAUCGAAUAAGGGUAGAUCCGAAGUGGUCACCUCCCGCGAUGUCGAAUCCUCAGGAAACGCAACCCUCACGUUGGCUGAGCCCACCAAGUCUGUCGAAUCUGUCAAUGCUCAACGACGCGAGAAUAAGAAGUCGACCUUUGGGUUUGUGUCGUUACCGUCACGAAAUCCCUUGUCUGUCAAAAAAGCUGCUGAUGCUAAGCCCGAUUUGGACAGCAAGCCAAAGACUGUCAAUGAUAAGAUUAUGACUGAUUCUGGAAAGAAUGGGGAAUUGAAACCGCCCAGAACCGAUACAGACUUAUUUGCCACCAUGGAAAUAUCCCCCGUUGCAAGCGCUGACCCAGCUACCCAUAGAGAUCUCUCUCCAUUAGCCGUGUAUAAGCAAGCUCCUGGACUAGCUAAAGUGGACCUCAAAAAGAUGCAAAGUCUUUCACCGGUAAACAGACCUGAUGUGUCAAUACAAACCGAACAAACAGAUGAAGAAUGGAUCCCCUUGCCUGAUCCGUCCCCGGUCAAGCCAAGGCUACAGCUGCCUGUUGCCUCUUCCGAGACACCAGUAGUAGGAACGGUCCUGGAAAUACCGAAGCUCGAACGGAUAACGAGCCUCCAAAACCCGCCUUUGUUAUCUCAUGACAGCAGUAACAGCGUUUCUGCGAUCGAAAGCGAUAUCGAUCGGAAAUCGUCGCCAAUGGCUACCCUCCUUGCCUCUGUCGGCUCUACCCUCAGACGUGCUAAGGACUUGCUCUCCCCGCGAAAGCUUCAGAGACCAUCAUCGCCAUUACGAAACUCGCCUUCGAAAUCAGGACGAGUCACCAAGCCGACUGUGUCUGUGAAACCGGAAAGAGGGUCCUUUAUGCUCCCCACCACCGCCUCCCAGCUUCGGAGUGCUUCUAGAGGUGUACAGAAUGACUAUAACGGAAGUCCACUUUCACGUCGCAACGGCAACAUCGGAAAUGGUACUGGGUCCAACCGCCUAGUGGCCACAAACUUAAAGACCGUGAAGGCUCCGGUGUUUAAGCCCAUGACAUCUACGACCACUUUGGCGGCGCCAAGAACUGCCCACGAAGACGAUUCUCAAGGAGCAUCGCCUCUUAAACGAGUUCGUGGCAGUGCAAACGCCAGCGGCAAGGUAAAUGAGAGGCAAAAGAGCAGUGCCACCAGGGCAGAUCCAAUUUCACACCAUGAGAAUAUGUUUCUAGCUACUUCUCCGGCGGCAAAGGUCUCAGAAUCAUUGACCAAGACUCCGUUGUUGGCUCAGCCCAAAAGCCUGAAACGAGUGUCCUUGUUGAACGACUUAAGGCCACCGGUGAAACCGCAAACAGUUGUCAAAGUCCCUAUGGCUGCCAAGCGGGAGUAUGACCGUAAACAGCUAGCUUCCUCCAAGCCCAAGGAAACACUUCCACGGUCUGCAUCUGUGCCGCAGCCUGACGUGCACGAGUUGGUCAAGCCUGCGAGGAAGCAGCCUCGGAUCAUCCCCUUAAACCGCAAGUCUCCGGCUUUCCUAGAGGCUAACAAGAAUGUCGCCAAAAUCAAGGCUAAGAUGCAGGUAUCGGAGGUUGCCGCAACAAUCGUUGAGACUGCCGAUAACGUAUCUCCGGCUGAAGCAGCGAAUGGGUCUAAGAAGCGCAAAACCACUGAAGCUGUAUCUCUAAGUAUGGAGACGCGUGCGGUCAGAACGUCCAAUGCAAGAACUGAGUCCCAGAGGACAACGCCUGUGGUCUCCAAGACCAGCGACUUCUUCAAGCCAUCUAUGGGUUUACAGAAAGGCAAUGGCAGCGGUGUCCAUAGCAAACUUGUGGGUGAGAUGAGUAAGACUGAGCUGGCCAAAACUCGCACGCUGCUGACCAGGGUCUCGAUUCAGGCAAAUGGCGUGAUUCCUCUCCCCGAAAUCUUCUCCGAGUCAGAGGACGACGAAGAGGGAUCAGUGUUGAAAGAAUGGGCAAAGACCCCUGAGUUGAACAAAGUGUUGCUUAGCCAGCUUCAAGUGGACCCGGAUAAAGUGUUCGGUCCGAUUGCUCCGUUAAGAAUGGAAGAGAUUUUCAACUCCAAUCUCUCCCGAAUGCGUGCCCGCAACUCGUCUAGUUGGACUGGUCAGGAUAAGUUGACCCCUGACGAGAUUGACGAGUACACCAAAAAUAUGGGGUACAAAAAUGGGAAGCCCAGUUAAGGUGAUAGUAUCUCAAGUGACACCUCGAUAGACAUCAAAAGUGCAUA
Molecule: messenger RNA, 3052 nt
Organism: Babjeviella inositovora NRRL Y-12698
Lineage: Eukaryota; Fungi; Ascomycota; Pichiomycetes; Serinales
Exons: 2
Coding region: 198-3005 (935 amino acids)
Source: RefSeq, a predicted model, not a curated record